This is a messenger RNA of Lotus japonicus, 3015 nucleotides long. Its product is annotated as potassium channel AKT2/3. Gene Ontology annotation, molecular function: voltage-gated potassium channel activity; protein binding. The record is from RefSeq and is a predicted model, not a curated record. Gene Ontology annotation, biological process: potassium ion transport; transmembrane transport. The transcript has 11 exons. The coding region runs from base 310 to 2805 and encodes 831 amino acids. Lineage: Eukaryota; Viridiplantae; Streptophyta; Magnoliopsida; Fabales; Fabaceae. Gene Ontology annotation, cellular component: membrane.
CAGAUCUUGAGCAUACCCCACUUUUUAUACUUCAAAUUGGUUUCAUGUAGCAUAUAUACAUAAUCAACCAACUGAAAGUGUUGCCAUUACAACUAUUCUCUAUCAACACCUCAUUUUCCUUGGUCACUAUACCUUAUUAGUGCUACAUGAGAGGACCACACUCACAUAAUAUCAUCAUCAUGAACACUCAUGCUCUUCAGCUUGCCCUUUCUUCCUUUUCUUCAUUAAUUCUUUAACAAACUUUUCUCUUUCUCUCCAUUUCCCCCCUGAAAUUCUACCUAGAGUUUGUGUCCUGUUUGUAGAAGUAGAAUGGAGAGAAAUUUCAGUUCAUAUAAUCAUCAACUAGACUCUGGCUUGAACAAGAGCUACAAGAAGCACCAGCAUGAUCAUUCAGAGCAGCAGCAUCUUAAAGAAGAUUGUAUGUCUCCCCCUUUCAGCCUGCGCAAUGUUUCAAAGCUCAUUCUUCCUCCACUUGGUGUGUCAACAAAACAGAAUCCAGUUAACUCCAAAGGGUGGAUCAUAUCUCCAAUGGAUUCCAGAUACAGGUGCUGGGAGAGUCUUAUGGUUGUUCUUGUAGCUUAUUGUGCAUGGGUGUGGCCCUUUGAAGUUGCUUUCAUGCGCUCUUCUCCAAAUAUGAAAAUCCACACUGUGGACAAUGUUGUUGAUCUUUUCUUUGCCAUUGAUAUUGUCUUGACAUUCUUUGUGGCUUAUAUUGAUCGAACUACUCAUCUACUAGUUCGUGACUCAAAAAAGAUUGUAGUGAGGUACUUGUCAACAUGGUUUCUGAUGGAUGUGGCAUCAACCAUACCGUAUGAGGCAAUUGGGUACUUGUUCACUGGAAAACACAAACUCAGUCUCCCUUACUUCCUGCUCGGCAUGCUCAGAUUGUGGCGGAUUAGACGUGUCAAGCAAUUCUUUACAAGGCUUGAGAAAGAUAUCAGGUUCAGCUAUUUCUGGGUCCGAUGUGCUAGGCUUCUUUCUGUAACACUUUUUUCAGUUCAUUGUGCUGGGUGUCUAUAUUACCUGCUAGCUGAGUACUACCCCCACCAAGGAAAGACAUGGAUUGGAGCUGCGUUCCCAAACUUCCGAGAGACGAGCCUUCGGGUCAGAUACAUUUCAGCUAUCUACUGGUCCAUCACCACCAUGACUACAGUAGGUUAUGGUGACCUCCAUGCUGUGAACACCAUGGAAAUGAUCUUCAUUAUUUUCUACAUGCUCUUCAACCUUGGUCUAACUGCUUACUUGAUUGGUAACAUGACAAAUCUUGUUGUUGAAGGAACUCGCCGUACCAUGGAAUUUAGAAAUAGUAUUGAAGCAGCAUCGAACUUUGUGUGUCGAAAUCGGUUGCCUCCAAGGUUAAAAGAGCAGAUCCUGGGGUACAUGUGUCUAAGAUUUAAGGCAGAGAGCUUGAAUCAGCAUCGCCUUAUCGAACAGCUACCAAAGUCUAUUUGCAAAAGCAUCUGCCAGCAUUUGUUUUUCCCAACUGUAGAGAAAGUCUAUCUCUUCAAAGGAGUCUCAAAAGAAAUUCUUGUGUCCCUUGUUGCAAAAAUGAAGGCAGAGUACAUACCCCCUAGAGAGGAUGUUAUCAUGCAAAAUGAAGCACCAGAUGAUGUUUACAUUGUAGUGUCUGGAGAAGUGGAAAUCAUUGAUAAUGUAAUGGAAAGAGAGAGAAUUUUAGGGACUUUACAAACAGAAGACAUGUUUGGAGAAGUUGGUGCACUUUGUUGCAGACCUCAGAACUUUACCUACAGAACCAAGACUCUCACACAGCUCCUGAGGCUGAAAACCAGUGUUCUUAUAGAAGCAAUGCAAAUUAAAAAAGAAGACAACAUACAAAUACUCAAAAAUUUCCUUCAGCAUUUCAAGCAGCUUAAGGAUCUCAGUAUCAGAGACUUGAUGGUGGAGAAUGUGGAAGAAGAGGACCCUAACAUGGCUGUGAACUUGUUAACUGUGGCCUCCACAGGCAAUGCUGCUUUUCUUGAGGAGCUUCUGAGAGCAGGUUUGGAUCCAGACAUUGGAGACUCCAAAGGGAAAACCCCCUUGCACAUAGCAGCAUCAAAUGGGCAUGAAGAGUGUGUUAGAGUCUUACUCAGGCACACAUGCAACAUACAUAUAAGAGAUAUCAAUGAUGACACAGCAAUAUGGGAUGCUAUAGCAUCAAAACACUACUCCAUAUUCCGGAUCCUCUACCAGCUAGCUGCUCUCUCUGAUCCACACACAGCAGGCAAUCUCCUAUGUACAGCAGCAAAAAGAAAUGAUUUAAUAGUCAUGAAUGAGCUUUUGAAGCAAGGACUAAACAUUGAUUCGAAAGAUCGCCGUGGUAACACAGCUAUCCAAAUUGCCAUGACAGAAAAUCAUGUAGACAUGGUUCAGUUGCUUGUCAUGAACGGCGCAGAUGUCUCGGAUGUGCAUACUAAUGAAUUUUCUGCAUACACGUUAAAUGAAAUGCUGCAGAAGCGUGAAGUUGGACACCUAAUUAAUGUAAAUGAGGCCAUGUCCAGUGAGGAUGUAUUGAAGGGGCAACAAUAUCAAGAAGAGAAGGAGCAUAUUAGGGGAAGAUCUAAUGGACUAGUAUGUCCAAGAGUAAGCAUAUAUAGAGGUCACCCUGUAGUGAAAAGAGAAAGAGGUGUAAUGGAAGCUGGGAAACUAAUAAGGUUGCCUGAUUCAUUAGAGGAGCUCAAAACUAUUGCAGGUGAAAAAUUUGGAUUUGAUGCAAGGGAUGCAAUGGUGACAAAUGAUGAAGGAGCAGAAAUAGACUGUAUUGAUGUGAUCAGAGAUAAUGAUAAAGUUUAUAUUUUUGAAUAGGUUAGUGAUGUAAAAAUGUCAACUGUAAAUAUAUAAUCUGCCACAACAGAAUUGCAAGUUUCACUUUUGUUUGUUAGUCAUUUUGUUGCCUUGUUUUUUAACACACGAAGAAGUGGUUAGCUUGUUUUACAAAAAUAAAAAGGACAAGAGGUUUGGUUGGCUCUUGCCCCCAUUCAUUAACAUGAUAAAUAACUAUUUGCAAAUAUCAUC